GAAAUCCACACAGCGUGGUUAAGUUGCUAAUGCGGGGCUGGGCUUUAUCUGUGCUUCUACGGGUGUACUCAAGUAGUGAGGUUACUCAUCUAACGAGCAGUUUGCAGGACUGAGACUCGAGUGCUCGUUUCUACGUAACCAGUAAGGUAAUACCAAAGGCAGGCAGGGUCUGUGGUGGUAUGGCACAGUUCUGCUGAGCGGGCCCUGCAGAGGUCAGCACACCCGACGCCCUGCUGUCAGCUGGCUGCAGGCUGCUCAGGUUCCUCCGUGCCUGCCACAGGGGGAACUUGCUGUUGGAGCUCCUUAGAGGGAGUGUUUGGCUUCUUGAAAGGCUAAUUAAGAACAACCUGUUGGCACAGCUGGAGGAAUUUGACAGGAUGAGGCCUGUCAUUGUGGUACACGGUGGAGCUGGCCGGAUCUUCAAAGAACGAGAAGAGGGAUGCCGUGCUGGUGUCAUCAGAGCAGCGCUGCAGGGUUAUGGUGUCCUGAAACAAGGAGGCAGCGCCUUAGAUGCAGUUGAGGAGGCGGUACGGUCAAUGGAAGAUGACCCUCAUUUUAAUGCAGGCUGUGGUUCUGUUCUUAAUGAAGAAGGUGAAGUAGAAAUGGAUGCAAUUAUCAUGGAUGGAAAAAAUCUGGCCUCUGGAGCAGUAUCUGCAGUUAAAUGUAUAGCAAACCCAAUAAAACUAGCUCGACUUGUCAUGGAAAAGACAAAGCACAUGCUGCUAACUGACCAUGGCGCCCGCCUCUUUGCUCAGGCCAUGGGUGUUCCUGAGAUUCCAGGGGAGAAACUCAUAACUGAGAGGUCUCGGGAGAGAUGGAAGAAGAACCUUGAGCCAGAUUCCAACCCUGUGGAGUUCCAGAAAGACCUGGGAACAGUUGGUGCUGUUGCUGUAGACAGUGAAGGAAAUGUAGCUUGUGCAACAUCCACUGGAGGACUCUCUAAUAAAUUGGUCGGCCGUGUUGGUGACACAGCAUGCAUAGGAAGCGGAGGUUAUGCUGAUAACUGUUCUGGUGCCACUUCAACCACAGGACAUGGAGAGAGCAUUAUGAAAGUAGUCUUAGCCCGACUGAUCCUCUAUCACAUGGAGCAAGGAAUGUCACCAGAGAUGGCUGCUGACACUGCAUUAGAGUACAUGAAGACUCGAGUCGGGGGCUUGGGAGGUGUCAUCGUUGUUAGCAGUUCUGGAGAGUGGGCAGCAAGGUUCUCCACCAAGCAGAUGUCCUGGGCUACUGUAAAGGAUGACAAACUACAUUAUGGGAUUUACACUGGGGAGAGGCAUACAAAGUCUCUUGAUGAAGCACUUGCAUCUGAAAGUGAGGGAUUCUGAGACUGAAGAACCAUUGACUAUGGUCAAAUGAAGAUCUCCAUUCUUUUUUGGAGGACAGUAACAACUGAUUUAAUUUUUCUCGAGAGAUCUGUACUUUAUUGAUUGAUUCACAGACAUUGCUAUGCUUUGACCCAAAAUGAAAUCCGACAUCAUGAUCAUGGAUAUAUGUAUAGUGCUUACUGGUGCCUUCGGACACUCAGAUCUUCCAGGAGAAUGUACAGUUUGAGGGCUGUAGGUUUAUGUGUUUGCAUUCUUUAAUCCUACAUUAAAGGGAGCCUAAAUUUCC
Lagopus leucura (white-tailed ptarmigan) is the source of this 1614-nucleotide messenger RNA. RefSeq names its product asparaginase and isoaspartyl peptidase 1 (gene ASRGL1). The transcript is spliced from 7 exons. The record is from RefSeq and is a predicted model, not a curated record. NCBI's taxonomy places the organism in Eukaryota, Metazoa, Chordata, Aves, Galliformes, Phasianidae. Gene Ontology annotation, molecular function: asparaginase activity. The coding region runs from base 378 to 1328 and encodes 316 amino acids.